Ruditapes philippinarum (Manila clam) is the source of this 857-nucleotide messenger RNA. Its product is annotated as rab9 effector protein with kelch motifs-like. Gene Ontology annotation, molecular function: protein binding. The coding region runs from base 93 to 569 and encodes 158 amino acids. The record is from RefSeq and is a predicted model, not a curated record. The transcript is spliced from 3 exons. NCBI's taxonomy places the organism in Eukaryota, Metazoa, Mollusca, Bivalvia, Venerida, Veneridae.
ACCUAGACAAAUUAACUUGGUCUGACGUAAAGCGUAAGAAAAUUUAUCCGUCUGCUAGAGCGGGACACGGUGCCAUUGCUAUAGGAACGAACAUGUAUAUAUUUGGUGGCAUGAACAGAGAUGGUGCUCUAGAUGAGACUUGGAGGUUUGAUACACUUACAUCACAGUGGACAAAAAUAGAUUUACAAGGACCGCCCCCUGGCUGUAGACUUGAUUUUGGAAUGUGCUUGAUAAAUUUAAAACGUAGCGUGGUAACUACAGAUACGACCAAUGAUGUAGUCAAUGCAACGAAGCAAGCUAAAGAUGUUCUAGAACGUGAGAUGACCAAACCUGGAAGUGCGUCGUCGCGAACAAGUUGUCCGGAACUUGAUUCAAGUCUAAAUGGAGCUACUGGUGGACAAGAAUUCAGUUCAGGGGCAGAUAACUUUGAUGAUGUAGAUGGCGCCACCAGUGCUACAGCGCCAUCUAGUGAGAUAGAGAAAGUGUUCACUUUAUGCUUGGUGCAUGCUGGGAUGGAUACAGAAGGGGAGGUGUUUGAUGAUGUACUUGUAAUAAAUCUAGAUAUAUAAUUGUUGGCUAUAAUUCUUUGUAUGUUAAUUCAUUAAGUUAUAUUUUGUUAACAUUUUUUGUUUCAGUCCGAGAAAUUAACGAAGAUUAAUUUUGUUCUUUAGAUUAUAGAAAGAUUUUAAGCUUUGUCAUCGAACAUAAUAUAUCUAUGAUAAGAUUUAAUAUUUGUAAUAUCAACAAUUUACAAAUAUCAACAAUUUACAUGUCAGAAAACUUACACUGAACAUGUUGUACGAAAACUUACACCAAAACUUACACUGAACAUGUAACAAAUCUGACACUGUAUAUGU